This is a messenger RNA of Symbiodinium natans, 960 nucleotides long. The record is from the annotation of a GenBank genome assembly. NCBI's taxonomy places the organism in Eukaryota, Dinophyceae, Suessiales, Symbiodiniaceae.
AUGUGGGUUCAGAGGUAUGCGGAAUCAGAGGGCAGUGGCUUGUGGAUGACGCCACUGAUGAUGCAGCUCACUGCAAUGGCACGCCGCGUUGCCAUGCAGCUAGAUCAGGCCAAGCGCUCUGAGCGAGCGGAAAGACCUGACCAAGAGAACAAUGCCUACCUCAAGAAGUUGGUGGCCUUGUAUCGCGAAUUUCUCAAGGUGCUGAACAAGGAGCGAACAAAGAGAGCAGGCCACGUGUGGAUUUGUAGCGAACUCCUGCGCGCCUACUUCAAGCUGGGGCAGGUGUCGCAAUGCUCAUUCCUCCUGUCCACUGUGACGAAUUCCAUGCAGAAGGAUGGGUUCAACCCCACUGACCUUCCCAAGGCCAUUUGCGUGACCUUCUACUUCUUCUGGGGCAAAUACUUGGUCUUCGACCACAACUUGCAGGGAGCGGACGAGAAGCUGACCUGGGCUUUCAACAACUGUCCGGAGAAGGCCUUGGCCAACCGCCGGCGAAUUCUGUUGUACUUGGUGCCGUGUAAGCUCCGACUCGGGGUGCUGCCGACACAGGAGCUUCUACACAAGUACGACUUGGAUGUGUUCUUCGACAUAGUGCGGGCCAUCAAAGAGGGCAACGUUCAGCUCUUCACCCAGCGCAUGCAAGAGCUCAGCGCUGAUCUCAUUAAGAUGGGCACCUACCUGCUUAUGAUGCGCCUGAAAUUCAUGGUGCUACGCAACCUCACGAAAGGAAUCUUCGUGGAAGUUCGUGGGAGGCUGACGGACAAAAGCGACAAGCUAGACUUUGCACCGUUUGAGCAUGUCUUCGGCUGGCAAGAUGGGUGUGAUGCAGACGAAACGGCGGCCUCCCUGGCGACGCUUAUCCACAGCGGGGCGGUGAAAGGGUACCUGAGCCACGACCGCCGCAAGGUCGUGUUUGCAAAGGAUGCCCCGUUUCCGCCGCCAUCGAAGUGGCGCGUGUGA